AUGCUAGCCUCGGCCCAGUACUUCUCCCCCAACUCGCGGGGCGCCAAUUUUGGGCAGCUCAACUCGAUCGUGGAGGACUCCGUGUCGCCGUCCUUUUACAACAACACGUUCAGCCCACAGCACCUGCGCCAUGGCAGCGUCAGCAUCCCACCGCCGCUGAACUCGUACCUCCUGCAGCACCUCUUGUCGCCGCAGCAAAACACCUACGACAGCUCGUUCGACACUCUCAAACUGCCGUACUCCGGCUCCUACCUCAACUCGCCGCCUCCGGCCAUGUCCUUGUCCCAAAGCAGCGGUACCAACGCGACGCUGUCAUACGUGCCGCCGGCAAGCAUGCAUCUGCCCAACACCCAGCAUUGUGCCACGGGACCCUCCAGUGUGGGGGCGCUCCCAAACAACCAGGUCCGCAAAGUACUGGAGCAGUCUGCCACGCCAAAGCAGUUGACCCUGGAGGAAAAGGCCAAGCGCCGGCGCGAAUUCCACAACGCGGUCGAAAGACGCAGACGGGACUUGAUCAAGGAGAAGAUCAAGGUCUUGGGGUUCCUUGUUCCGCCAUCGCUCCUCACGCCGCAGGUGUGCGCCGUCCAGACGCUCCUGAAGAGUCCAGCUCUGAACUCGAAAGAAAUCAAGGAGUUGCUUUCUACAGUGAGAAUCAAGGACACGAAGCCCAACAAGGCUUUCAUCUUGCAGACCUCAGUGGACUACAUACGGCAUUUGCAAUACGUGGUGGAUAGGCAGACUGCUCGCAGGGGAGAGCUAGAGGCCGCAAUUUCCAAGCUCAGCACAUCGCAUGAACCGGCGAGAGAGGAGCAAAGAGAUCCUAGCGUCAAACUUGAACAGACGUUCCUGCUGUCUGAGUUUGAUCCGGAUGAGUUUUUCUCGGCCGACAUUUGA
This is a messenger RNA of Metschnikowia bicuspidata var. bicuspidata NRRL YB-4993, 894 nucleotides long. It is a transcript of the gene RTG3, whose product is annotated as Rtg3p. The record is from RefSeq and is a predicted model, not a curated record. The transcript has a single exon. Gene Ontology annotation, biological process: regulation of transcription by RNA polymerase II. Gene Ontology annotation, cellular component: nucleus. Lineage: Eukaryota; Fungi; Ascomycota; Pichiomycetes; Serinales; Metschnikowiaceae. Gene Ontology annotation, molecular function: RNA polymerase II cis-regulatory region sequence-specific DNA binding; protein dimerization activity; DNA-binding transcription factor activity, RNA polymerase II-specific. Bases 1 to 894 code for a protein of 297 amino acids.